CACUCUCCCGCGAAAUAUUCUCAAGCCAUCCCGCCCGGCUGCUUCCUGUUCCUGUACGGACAGUCGAACGGGUCAAAAGUGUUAAACGCGAGCGCGAAAUCCACCUUUUCCAUUGUGAUCGCCUCAAAACUCCCUCCACCUUGACCAGAUCUCCUCUGCCCAAGACCUCGAGGGUCAAACAGGCCUCAACAGGCAGGCUCUUCCUCAAGUCUUUCUUGUCGAUCGAGGCUCAAACCUUGGCGUCUGCGGCGAGAGGGAUUUGAAAGAGCACAAGAACGUGUUUGAAGCAUUACCUCAUGUGUUGUCGAGGAAUGUACUUCCAAGAGGUGAACUCAUUCCUUCUGCACCAUCUGUGUCAUGCGGCACAUAAGCGCUGAGCUGUCCUGGCUGGAUUCUGGAUACUACCGCCGCGUUGGAUGUGUUCUUGGAUGACACAGCUUCGUCACAAAGACAUCUGCUCAGGUGCCAAAGGAAUUCUCAUCCACACGUAGCUUCAUUUCAGCAGCUUCACAUUAGCGAGCCGCCGUUGCACUCACUGCGAAAGACUUGAAAACUGGUUCCCUCGUGAUGCAUGAAGGUCCGGUAGCUGCACUGCCUGUUCAGCAGCAGCCCAGCAGGCAUAUUUACCCCCAGGCUGUGGGUGACCUGCAAGGUCAAGUUCCCUUCCUGUCUCAAAGCUCCAGCGGCAAACUGAGAACCAUGUCUGAACCUGCCCCUGUGCUGUGCUGUGCUCCCGAUCCUGCGGACGGUCAUGCUCAAGGAUGGAUGGAGCUGAAGACGAACAUCGCCUCCCCCUGUAAUGACUCACAGCGGAGCGGACACUGUGAGCUUAGCCAGAGCUCAGACGUGGCUCCUGGAACAGGUCUGGACUUGGAGGUGUCAGACGUGGACAGUGGGGCUGCAGAGGAUUUGAAAAACUGUGGAGACAUAUCAACUCAGCAGCAAGAAGCGAGCCCUGUAGAGACCUCCUUACCUGAUCCUGCCUCCUCAUCACCAGCCCCAGAUAAGAAGAAUCACAAACAUCUUCAACCAUCUGUGAAUGAUUCAGAAGAGUGUUCAGUUGACCUGCUCAGGAUAGUGAAGCACAAGCCGAGUGCCAUUGUGUUUCGUGACCAUAAAUGUGGCUCUGACAAGCAGGCGAUCGUCGCCAACGACAGCUCCAACAGCGGGGACUCCUCCUCAUCUAACACCGAAGAGGCAGAGGGCGACGAUGGCGAUGAGGAGGACGACUUUCCCGAUGCCCUGCAGUAUAAGGAAUUCCUGGUCAGCCGCCGGCGCAGACACUUGAGCAGGAACAGGAAGUGCUCGAGGAAGAGACAAGAUGCCCAGCCUAAUGGCACCGCAGUGAGGCCCGACAGCGAGAGCAAACCUAAGUUCACAGGUAGCCAGGAGGAACAGGAAAUACCGCGGAACAAUGCAGCACAGGUUGCAGCGUGUGACUCCAUGAACAUGCUGAUGAAAAAGUUGGAUCACCUAGAAGCCCAAAGCGCUAAUUCCUCUUACAGAGACGAGGCGGAUGCCGACGAGGAGCAACAGAGCACCGUGGGUGCUCCGGCUGUGGGCACGACGGCGAGCCGAGCGCUGAGUCAGGAUCAGGGAACCUCCAGAGCUCCAGACAAACACGAGCCACUGACAAGGCGCCCCUCGCGACCUUUGACCCGCAGCAGACCGCUGACCCGCUCGUCACUCUCGUCCCCUACACAUCUCCACGCUCGACGGGUCAGGGCUGUUCCCAGGAUGACGAGUGGAUCAGCAGAGAUCGAGGCUAAGGAGGCUUGUGAUUGGCUCAGAGCGGCAGGAUUUCCACAGUACGCCCAGCUUUAUGAAGAUUCCCAGUUUCCAAUUGACAUUUCCUCAGUGAAAAGGGACCACGACUUUCUGGACCGGGACCUGGUGGAGCCUCUGUGUCGACGUCUAAACACUCUGAACAAAUGUGCCUCCAUGAAGCUGGAUGUCAGCCAGCCCAAGAAGAAAGGUGACGACUCUGAUGAAGACGACCCGUUGGCCAUCAGUAAAAGAUGGACGUUCGAGUGGAGCAGCCGACGCUGGUCUCGCCUGCAAGACUUCCUGUUGGACAGCACCAAUGACAGCAGCCCGACGGGUCAGGGGGAGGGUCUGCGCAGCACGGUGAGCAGCGAGAGCGUGCUGACAGACCUGAGUGAGCAGGAGAUCACGGAAAUCUCCUCGCUGCACAGCGAGGACUCCGCCUCAGCCAUGCCGGACUCAAUUUCCAUGGCCUCUCUCUCCGCUUCCUAUCAGCCGCCCAGGGAACUCCCACACUACAACUCUCUGCCAAUCAAGAGCAGCCGCCACGGGCAAGGAGGGCGGAGUAAAGCCAAAGAGUUUCUGCGUCGCAUGGAAUUAAUGCGCACCUGGGGGCCGUCCACGAGGCGGAAAAGCUCAAACCGCAGGCCCCCGCUGGUCAUCAGUGGGCCGGUGUUACAGGGCGAGGAGCCUCAGGCGCUGCAGGUGCUCCAGUGCACUCCUAUUAGCCAAUUAGAACACAGCCCGAAAUUCAAUCACCAACCUGAUGGUGACACUUCCUCUGUCUCUCUUACCAACGAUUGUAAAGACCCGUCCGCCAUGAGUGUGAGCCCCAUCAAUGAGACCGCGGUGCCCGUUGUGAAGGAACCAGUGUGCACCAAACCUCGCACUGCCAGCAAGAGAAGCAGCUUGUAUCUGGAGGAUAUGGUGCUGCCCUCUCAGGGUAAGAGGACUGAAGGACAGAGCCAGUUUGGCAGAAACCAGUUCCGCUCAUAUGAAAACCUCCUCGUUCACAUCCCCAAAGACCACAAACCAGGCACCUUUCCGAAAGCUCUAUCCAUAGAGAGCCUGGCUCCUUCCCCCGAUGACAGGAACAAUGGCCCCCAAACGUCUCCUCCCAAAAGCGGCCUGGGCCAGCCCUGGUCCGGUAAACCUCUGUCCAAGCCCCCCUGUCCCGGAGCUCCUCGGGGCAGCAGGGUGAGUGUUUACGACAACGUGCCGGGCUCCCACCUUUACGCUAGCACAGGAGACCUGCUGGACUUAGAGAAAGAGGACAACCUGUUCCCUCACCUAGACGACAUCAUCCAGCAUGUCAGCGGCUUGCAGCAAAUAGUGGACCACUGGAGCCGCAGCGUGCUGCCCGAGGGCGAGACAGGGGAGGGGGAGGAGGAAGGGGAGGGCAGGACCACCCCCAGUGAAGGCGAGAGAGAUGGGGUCUCCUUGAACGACACGGAUUCGACAGGGACCAGUCGGGAGAGGCGCGACUCUGGAGUCGGGGCAUCGCUGACAAGACCACGUCUACGAUGGCCCAGUUUCAGAACCUCGGAUCAUCUCAAUCAACCAGCAUCUUCACUGCAGAUCAGCAGCCAAUCAGCAGGCCAGCUCAGCCUGCUGCAGAAGUUCUCUUUGCUCCGCCUCACCGCCAUCAUGGAGAAAUACUCCAUGUCCAAUAAACAUGGCUGGACAUGGUCUGUGCCCAAGUUUAUGAAGCGCAUGAAGGUGCCGGACUACAAAGAGAAGAGUGUGUUUGGUGUUCCCCUCAUCAUUCAUGUCCAGCGCUGUGGUUUUCCGCUCCCUCUGUGUUUACAGCAGGCCCUCAGUCACCUCAGAACACACUGUCUGGACCAGGUGGGAUUGUUCCGCAAGUCCGGCGUGAAGUCUCGUAUCCAGGCUCUGAGGCAGCAGUGUGAGCUGUCCCCCGACUCCGUGAGCUAUGAGGACCAGUCGGCGUACGACGUGGCCGACAUGGUCAAGCAGUUCUUCAGAGACCUGCCAGAGCCUCUGCUCACGAGCAAGCUAGGGGAGACUUUCCUGCAUAUUUACCAGUAUGUCCCAAAGGAGCAGAGGUUGCAAGCCGUCAGAGCGGCCAUUCUGUUGAUGCCCGACGAGAACAGGGAGGUGCUGCAGACGUUGCUCUACUUCCUGCGCGAUGUCACUUCCUUGGUGGAGGAGAACCAGAUGACGCCGAUGAACCUGGCUGUUUGCCUCGGGCCUUCGCUGUUCCACCUCAGCAUACUGAAGAACGAGACGCUGUCGCCGAGGUCUAUCCAGAGGAAGUACACCACGGGCCGGCCCGAUCAGAAGGACCUGAACGAGAACCUGGCCGCCACCCAGGGCCUGUCACACAUGAUCACUGAGUGCCAGCAUCUCUUUCAGAUCCCGGAGGAGAUGGUGACCCAGUCCCGCAACUCCUACAUGGAGGCCGAGCUGAUGGUGCCGCCGCUGGACGAGCUGUGCAAGGCUCACGAGGAGGAAGUGGAGGACGACGAGGUAGAGGACGAUGAGGAAGGAUCCUAUCACGCACAUCUAGAAGGGCUGGUCCAGAGCCUGCUGGAAGAAGCCCGAGAUAAGAGCAAAGGCUGGGUGUCGCGCUCGGCUACUGACCAUACAGAACUGGCAUGUAAAAAGGUGGGUGAUGGUAACCCUCUGAGGCGGUGGCGGGUGUGCGUCGAGGUGUCGGCAAAUCCCAGCGAGGUGCUGCAGCGGCUGCUGAGAGAGCGCCCCCUGUGGCAGACCGAGCUGCAGAGGGAGAAGGUUCUGGAGACGCUGGACAAACAGACAGACGUGUACCAGUACUCCUGCCGCAACAUGUCGCCUCAACCCAGCUGUGACUAUGUGGUACUAAGAUCGUGGCGCACAGACCUGUGCAGAGGCUCCUGCGCGCUGGUGUGUGUGUCCGUUGAACAUGAAGACAGCCCCCGCAUGGGAGCAGUGAGGGGGGUGGUGCUGGAGUCCCAGUACCUCCUCGAGCCCUGUGGGACUGGGAGGACCAGACUCACACACAUCUCCAGAGUGGACCUCAGGGGAAGGUCUCCAGAAUGGUACAACAAGGCGUUUGGUCACCUGUGUGUUAACGAAGCGCAGAUGAUCCGCUCCUCUUUUCUCCCUCCGGAUCAGACGGACACCGAAGCCAAGAUCUAACCCCCCAGGAGUUGAGCUCAAUCUCGGGUCACACUUCUAGAGCAGCUGGGGCCGGGAGGGGCCUCAUCCAGGCUGUGGACACUGGUGUCUUUGCAGGCCGCUGAGCCAUAUUGAGCCCCACUGUACCAAACUGUACUGAGUUACUGUCAUUCACACACACAGAAGAAAAGGAAGGAGUGCUUUUAGUGAUGUGUUCACGUAAUCCUGCCUCCUUAACAUAUCACUCGUGAUUUUUCUCAUGAAUUAUGAUUUUCCGAGCACAUUUUCCAAACAUGAAAUUGGAUUUUCUUUGCAGAGCCACUGACGUUUGAUAAAAUGUAAGUGACUCAGAACAACAUGCAUCCUGCGAAGGAUGAGUUUGCAUGGACUAAAAGCAUUGUCAGUAUUCAUUGUUCUCAGCGAUUCUUCCAAAUUUUCAUCCACUAAUCCAAUAUCUGGCAAAAAUAAAAAAGAUGAGCUAAUAAGGCCGCCAGCGUGAGCCGGUUUAAUCAUGAGAUGGUUGCCAUAGUAUCAGGGUUAAUGUUUAAUCUGCAGCACCAUAAUGUGGUAUCACUGUAAUAGUCAUCUUGAUAGAGCACCUACCUGAAGCUUACACGUAAUCAAUCCGUGACUUUGUUGUACAUACAAUCCAAAAUGGCAUAAAAUGUAGAAUACUUGUAUCUGUAUUGAUCAAUUUGGUAAAUGUAUCCAAUCUAACUCUGUAAAAGGUCACAUGGCCUCUCAGCGGAACUGUGGCAAUGAACAGCAAAACAAAUGAGAGUCAGAACUCAACACUGAAACUAUUUGAAUUUGUAAAUUCAGCUGUCAUUAGAAAAAAAAAAAACAGCAAUGACUGUUUUUUAUGGAGGCCAAACAUUUACCCUUUAAUACUAAAAUACAAUUUCCUCUGUAAUUUGUUUUUAAUUCAGCAAUGUCAUGGCAUCAGCCUCGCAGUGGCUGUUUAUUGAAUUAAAAAAAAAAAAUCAGUCAUAAUUCAUGUAGAAUCUGAGUUGCUGUCGACGUCAUAGAUCGGACUGCACAGUGACACCAGAAGUGCUUCACAGUGAUCAGUAUUUAAUGUUCUUACUAAGCUCUUAACUACUUAAACUCUGGUUUAAGACUGCUUGUGAUCGUGGACGGUUAAAUCUAAAUUCAAUCCAGUAUAACUCCUCCAUAAAUUUUGAACCAUCAAUCGUCAUAUAAAUUCACCUGAUCUAGGAUCCACUUCAAAUUGUACUCACUCAUAGAUACUAGCUACCUAAAUACACCUGAUUUUAUCAUCAGGAUCCAUGCAUAUUACCUGAGGAAUUAUUGGAAUUGUGGAAAAAUGGCUUGACUCAUAAUUGGGGAGGAUAGUGAGAGAAAAAUCAGAAUACACAGCUUAAGUUAAUGGGAUCGAUCCUGGGCCAAGACCCAGCCUCCAUCUGAGUUUCUCAGAAAUCCGUUAAUUUAACAAAUGGACGGGGAUGAAAAUAUAACCUCCUGGUGGAGCUGAUUCAUUUGUUCGUAUAUAAACUAAUGCAAAAUUCUAUAAAGCAGUUAACAUGUCACAUUAUUAAAAUGCACUUACGAUCGAGUCUUCUCCAGGGAAAAAUGCAUAAAUCCCAGUGCUCCCUGUCAGUAGGAAUGACCAGGACCAGUACAAUAUGGGUACAUGUCAGCAUCACAUCGUGAAGGGUGCAGUAGUUCAGGAAAGAAAACACAGUACAUGAGGGAUCCGGGUCCAUAAAUGUGUUGUUACGGAUACAUUGUGUUGGACAUCACUGGUGAUUUAGUUCUCUGUCACUAUUUUCAGUGUUAAACUUAUCUAAAUGUUAUUUUAAAGUUAUAAUUAUUGUCAUUUUAAUGAUGUAUAUGGUAUCACUUUUUUCUUCUUUUUUAUUUUGGCUGUCAUGUUAUACAAUGUCUAAGACAUGUGACCAUUUCACUGCUUCUGGGAAGCAUGUUUGAGUGCGUGUGUGUGAGUGUGUGUGUGCAUGGAUGUGCCCGUGUUAUCUGCAUUUUAAGAUAUGGGUCCAGCCUUGUAUUGUAAAUAUAUACAGUAUGACGCUUUCUGUGCCAGCAGAUCAAACAUCGUAGCUUUUCAGGGUCUUCCUAUCAUAUUGAUAUGCUGAAAUGUGAACCUUCCACACGCCAUACUACUAAAGCAAUACUAGACUAGAGCUUGCUCUGCCGUGGCACUGCCUUGGCUCUUGUUUUCUUUUUCUUUUUCUUUUUUUUUUGUAUUCGUUUCCGGCUGUAGGCAGCGUUGCUAUGGUGUUGCUAUGAUACAAUAUCCCUACUGUGCCACCGAAAUCCUGCGUGGAGGAUGCUUGCUUGGGAGUAGUGUGGCAUGUGUGUGUGUGUGUGUGUGUGUGUGUAAAUAUGCGUGUAUGAGUGAGACAGAAAGAAAGGAAAGGAGUGAGUGAGUGACUCUGACGUGAGCCCAUCGACUGUUUGGGGAGAGGCUCCAAACCUAGCCAAGUAGCUGAGACGAGGUCUGCGUGGUUUGUUUUCUGACAAAGCGGCAGGAAAAAAAACAAAAAAACGAAGAGUUGUUUCUAAACAGGAAAAUAAAAAAAAUCUAUAAAAUCGAA
Acanthopagrus latus (yellowfin seabream) is the source of this 7460-nucleotide messenger RNA. RefSeq names its product stAR-related lipid transfer protein 13-like. Gene Ontology annotation, biological process: signal transduction; regulation of Rho protein signal transduction; actin cytoskeleton organization. Gene Ontology annotation, molecular function: protein binding; lipid binding; GTPase activator activity. The transcript is spliced from 21 exons. The coding region runs from base 568 to 4905 and encodes 1445 amino acids. The record is from RefSeq and is a predicted model, not a curated record. Lineage: Eukaryota; Metazoa; Chordata; Actinopteri; Spariformes; Sparidae.